Messenger RNA from Helobdella robusta, 4502 nucleotides. RefSeq lists its product as hypothetical. The coding region runs from base 1 to 3744 and encodes 1247 amino acids. The record is from RefSeq and is a predicted model, not a curated record. Lineage: Eukaryota; Metazoa; Annelida; Clitellata; Rhynchobdellida; Glossiphoniidae. The transcript has 28 exons.
AUGUGGAUUAAACCGGAAGAAGUAUUAUUAGCCGGGGCUUUGUGGUCUCAGGAGCAGGCUAACCCGUAUUUCGUACUCCAGCAGAGAAAGGGAAAAGGACUGACUGGCUUGCUGGUGGGCACUCUUGAUUCAGUUCUUGAUAGUAGAGCCUCUAACUACAGGAUAUUACAUCAGACUGAAGAUUCUGAUAUAAGCUAUGACUCCUUUGAAUCUAAAUCAGAGAUGAGAGAGUUCAUACUCUGCAAAGUGCAAAGUCUCAUCGCCAACAAUAACAUCAAGAACACGUCAGACAGUAUGUCGAUGGCGACUGUGAAGUUCAGACGACUCUUUAAUAUGCCUGCUGAAGAGAAACUCGUCAGCUAUUACUCGUGCAGUUUGAUAAAGAGUGGAGUGCCUAGACAGGGCUGGAUGUACCUCAGUGUCAAUCACCUCUCCUUCUACUCUUUCAUGUUGGGAAAGGAGGCCAAGUUGAUCAUUAUGUGGGCAGACGUUGUGUAUUCCUUCUCUAUGUUCCUCCAAAUAGAAGCAACCUUCCAACUGAUGCAACAACUCGCCAACAUGGCUAUGAAACAAUUAAUAACUGAAGAAGGAUUCGAAGAAGAUAGAUCACUGCCCCAAAAAGUCAACACCAGAAAACCGAAGAAAUAUUCAGUGAAAAGAGACAUCGAGGCAAGAGUUAGAAGUGAAACAUUUAGGUGGUUAGGAAUUAGUGGAUGGAUGGAUGGAAAAAUGACUGAAAGAAUGAAGGAAUGUAAGAAUGAAAGGAAUGUAAGAAUGAAGGAAUGUAAGAAUGAAAGAAUAUCAUUAUUCAACCUUCCACUGAGCAUACGAUUGGACGGCGAAGCAGAGUGCAUGCUCUGGACCCCUUAUAACAAACAACACGUCUGGGGAAUACUUUACGUGGCUUCCGGAUUCGUCUGCUUCCGGAGUAGAAUACGCAACUUGGUGAGUGUCAUCAUCCCAUUAUCAGAGGCGAACUUUUUAUUCGCGAACCUCCUCGAUAGAGACUUCGUCCUGGAGCGUAUAUCCGACCUGCUCUGCAACCUGCCAGAGUCCGCAACAACUGCAAGCCAGCUCCUCUCGUCAUCCUCAUCAAUGACUUACUCACUCAAGAGUGCUUACGAUGAUGGUGCUGCAGGUGCUGAUGACGAUUGUGCUGGCGGUCUAAGGAGGAGGAGGAGUUUUGGCGAUGGUGGCUGCAGCAUCAGCAGCAGUGGUGGCCACGACGGGUUAAAGUUAACGCCAGCACUGAGGGGUUUGUUCUCGCGGAAGGAUGGAUGGAAGAGGAGGAAUGAAGUUUCAGUGAAGGAGCAAGUUAAGAUGCAACUAUGGAUGGUUCAUUUCGAAGAAUAUGGCAGAGGGGUGAGUAUGUAUAGAACGCACGAGGGACACAACCUCAUCUUGAACGGGGUGCCAGAUGACUUGAGGGCUGAGGUCUGGAUGGUCUCUUCUGGGGCUAUACAUGAGAUGGCAGCCAACCAGGGGUUAUACCGGAAGUUACUUGCGGACACGAGUACGAUGGUGAACUUCACGACGGAGGAGAUAGAGCGUGACCUACAUAGGUCACUGCCCGAACAUCCAGCCUAUCAGGAUGAGGUGGGACUGUCUGCUCUGCGGAGAGUUCUCACUGCUAACGCCUACAGGAACCCUACCAUAGGGUACUGCCAGGGCAUCAACAUGGUCACGAGCGUCCUCCUUCUCUACUUGAAUGAGGAAGAGGCCUUCUUCCUACUGUCGGCCAUUUGUGAUCGUCUGCUUCCGGAUUAUUACAAUGUCAAGGUCGUCGGAGUCUUAGUGGACCAGGGAGUCUUCUCUGAACUGAUAGAGCGCUACAUGUCGCAGCUCUCUGGGCAACUUGACAAGCUGAACCUCAUCAGCCUGAUCUCUCUCUCCUGGUUUCUCACUAUCUUCUUGAGCGUCCUUCCAUUUGAACAAGCCCUGAAUAUUAUGGAUUGCUUUUUUUAUGACGGAGCUAAGGUCAUAUUCAUCAUAUCACUGAUGAUAAUGGACUACUUGAAAGAUGACUUGAUUAAUUGCGGAGACGAAGGCGGAGCUUUGCUGCUAGUCAAUCAUUUUAUAAAUAGCCUAACCGGUCGCAAUCCAAGAAUAUACCACUCGAAAAACCCGGAUUGUUUGGAGAGUAAGAUGAGAGAUAGUGAUGAUGGUGGUGAGAGUAUUCGAGGGAAGUAUGAGAAGGCCUUUAGCAGUGAUAACGGUGAUGAUAGGCCUCUGGACGUAAGCGCCCUCAUUUACCAGGCCUACUCCAAGUUCGGCCAGAUAACGAACGAAGAAAUAAACAAGUUGAGACUUAAGCAUAGGAUCAAAGUGGUCCAGAGCCUUGAAGAUUCGUCGAUGAAGAAUGUACUGAGUAGCAUAUCCAACGAAACAUCAUUCAGUCACGACAUUUUCGAUAAAUUCGACCCAAGGAAACCCUUCUACGAACAGUAUACCCUGCCUUUUGAACAAUUUCGCACUCUUUUUUUGGCCCUCUUGCCAUGGGGAUGUGGAAGCUUGGGGGACGUGUUGGCUCUCAGGAGUUUUAGGCUGGUCGAUGAGAAACAAGAUGGCCUGGUGAACUUUCGAGGCUUUGUGCACGUGCUCGGACCAAUCAUGAGCUCUGAUAUCUUUGAAAAACUGUCAUUUAUCUACAGACUUCACUUACCUCCCGCCUUAUUGGACGAUGAGUGCGCUGACCUGACUCGACAGAUUCAGCAGUGGAUGCUUUGGAAUAUUUCAUAUCGAGUCCAAACAAGAAGGAGGAAGAACAGUUCAACAGCAGCAGAGGCAACCGCAGCAGCGGCAGCAUCAGCAGCUGCAAUGAUGACAUCGACAUCGCCUCCACGUUCACACACAAUUUUCUUCUCACUGGACAUUGAUAACUAUAAUGAUGAUUCCGCUUCUACUGCCUCUUCUUCCAUUACUACUGCCUCUAAUGCUGCUGCUGCUAUUACCACUACUACCAAUGCUGCUUCUACUGCUGCUUCUACUUCUGCUACUGCUGCUUCUACUUCUACUACUGCUGCCGAUGUUAGCGUGAAACCACAUUCAAAGGAGAGGAAUGCUGAUGGGACAAUCUCCUGCAAGAACAGGUCCAAACAGCUGCCGAACAUGAGACAGGAUCAGUUCAUCCAGUUAUGCAAGACCAUGUACGGAAUGUUCCUGAACGCUCCCAAUGAACAAUCCCUCUACCAUUCCAUUGCGACGGUUGCCAGCUUGCUCCUGCAAAUCGGAGAGGCGGGGAAAAAAAUUCGAAAAUUGAAAGCAGCCAAUCAGACGAGUUCAUCUUGCACACUUGAUCAGCUAUUGGUCAGGUCCAAGCACUCCUCUGCCAGUGAUAUUAAUUCAAUUCCUUGUGUUAUUGGUUUUCUGCCAGCCAAUGAACUUUUGCCUUUUGAAGUUACUAAUCAAUUGGGCGGGAGCUUGAUUUCUCAGGUUGAAAACAUUUCAAACAUUCCUAACGACGAUGACGUCAUUAACAGUAUUCCAAAAAACAAUUGCCUCAACGACGGGUGCAGUAUUACAGCUGCUGACAACAGCCAAUCGAACAAUAUGACUACGCCCAUAUCAAACGCCGAAGACGAUGAUUGGUCGAUCACUUUUGAACAGUUUGUAGCCUCCAUGCUGACUGAACCACCAAUCGUCACAUUCUUCGAGAACCAAUCAUCUUUGAAGGAUUUAAUAUCAACCUACCAAUCGCGUAAAUUUACCAGACAAACGCAUGCCGUAUCGUGUUCAUUUGAUUGAAAUGAAUGAAAAUUAUGAAUAAUAGAAAUAAUAAAAACAAAUAAUAAUAAUAUUAAUACGAUCGGAAAUUGAUAACAAAGAUUACGAAUUGGAAUAGUCUGAAAAUUUGUGACCGAUGCAAAUUUAUUUAUUCAUUGAUUCGAAAAAAAACUCUUACUUGUGACUAAUAAAUAUAUUAAUGUGUGAGUGCGUGUGUGCAUGUGCGUGCGUGUGUGUUAAAUUUUUGGUCACAUGUUGGUAUAUUAUUCAUUUGUUUAUCCAUCAAUCAAUUUUAUAUCGCCUUGGAAAGAUACAUUUUUUUCAUUUUAUUCUCACCAUCUGUAACUUAUAUUGAUGAGGAUGAUGAUGAUGGUGGUUAUGAUAAUGGUGGUAGGUGAUGAUGGUUAUGAUGACGAUUAUAAUGAUGGGGGUAGGUAUUGAUGGUGAUGAUGAUGAUGAUGAUGGGUAUUGAUGAUGAUGGUGGUGGUGAUGGGGAUAGUUAGAAAAAUGAUGAUGGUGAUAUAGUCAAUUUUGAUAAAAAAAAUGUGAGAAUUGAUUGAUUAUGAUUGCGUACAUGAAGACGGAGUCAAAAACGGAUGGAUGGUCUUGGUAAUGAUGAUUAAGAAGUUAUUGUUAUUAUUAUUAUUAUGAUGACGAUGAUGAUGGUGAUGAUGAUGGCGACGAUGAUGAUGACGAUAUUAUUUCCAUCAUUUUAUAUGUUAACUUUCUGCUGUUAUUCUUUUCUAACUUAUACCUUUUUAUUGAUUUUAAUUUAUUUA